This is a messenger RNA of Cylindrotheca closterium, 807 nucleotides long. Lineage: Eukaryota; Bacillariophyta; Bacillariophyceae; Bacillariales; Bacillariaceae. The record is from the annotation of a GenBank genome assembly.
AUGAAAAGCAAACUAGAUUCCACAAAUGCUGAUGGUGAAGCAUCAUCGAAGCGCCACAAAUCUACCGCCAGUUUAGUCUCAACGACAAAAAGUGAGGCAGGGGAAGCAGGCCGCGAUCGAUCGGGACACACAAGCAAUGAUGCAGUCCAAGAGCGAAAGGAAAGAAGCAAGGGAUCGCUUUCUACUGCAGACAAUGAUUGGGCUGAAGCUGAAAAGUCGGGAGACGACUCACAAAGCUGGACUGCCGUAAAGAAGGAUAGAAAUCGACUCAAUGCCCAGAGAGGUCGACAAAAACAGCAAGCGCAAUUGAAGUUUCUCGAGCACGAACAAAUGAGAUUUUCGUCGUCGAAUGCUGCUCUGCAGUACCAAAACAGUCACCUCAAAGAUGUAAUUCAACAGAUCAAAAAGCAACGCGAUUCCUCCAAGAAAAAACACCCUGCUGCUCCAGAUGGUGCUGGCACACCAACUACUGAACUCAAUACCAGAUUUCCUUCACAAAAGACAGCGCCAAGCAUGCUCAGUCAGCAACAACUCGCAACAUUGUUGAUGAGAAAUGGUAACACAACAAGAGCCAUUGCAAAUGUCUUUCCACCUAGACAAGAGUUGCCAGCAACAUCGCCGUUGCUACAACUGGGCGCUGGUGCUGGGGGCAAUAUAAGUCAUGCUUCAGCUUCUUCUUUUGGAGGAAGUUCAGCGCCAAAUUUCUGCUGUCAGGUUUUCAUGUUGUACAGUGCAUUGAACCCAGCUACCAGACAAAUUUACCAAGGCGCCUGCCACCAUCCUUUGUGCCGAAACUAUCGGAUAUAG